AUGGAGUUUAAUAUUUUUCGACUAUGUCGUUUGAUUCUGGUUGCAAUUUUCAUCUUCCACGGCUCGUCUUAUUCAGAAGCUGGAAACUAUAGAUUUAGGAAAGAUGCAACGUUAGCACCAAAGCUAUCUCACUUCGACUACAUAGUCAUCGGAGGAGGAGCCACCGGAUGUGCACUAUCCGCAACGCUCUCUCAAAACGCUUCCGUUUUAGUUCUUGAACGUGGUGGUUCUCCUUAUGAAAACCCGACCGCAACAGACAUCGGAAACUUCGCAAACACACUCUUAAACACAACAUGGUCGCAGCUUUUCAUCUCCGAAGACGGCGUUUUCAACUCACGUGCGCGCGUGUUAGGCGGAGGCACGGUGAUAAACGCGGGAUUCUACUCACGUGCGGAAGAAGAUUACGUGGCGGAAGCUGGUUGGGAGAGCAGUGAGGUCGAAGCGGCUUACGAGUGGGUCGAGAAGAAAGUGGCGUUUGAACCGCAGGUUGAGGGAUGGCAAAUGGCGUUCAGAGACGGGCUUUUGGAAGCUGGAGUGAUUCCGUACAACGGUUUCACGUACGGACAUAUUGAAGGGACGAAAAUCGGCGGUACAAUAUUUGAUCGGGAUGGUCAUAGACACACGGCGGCGGAUUUGUUAGAGUAUGCUAAUCCGAAAACGAUUGUUGUCUACUUGCAUGCCUCUGUCCACAAAAUCCUCUUCACCACUAAAGGAAAUCCAAAGCCUAAGGCAUAUGGGGUGAUAUUUCAAGAUGCAAAUGGAGUGUUCCACACAGCUGAACUAGCUGCACAGAACGCAAUGAAUGAGGUGAUCUUAUCAGCGGGUGCCAUCGCAAGCCCACAGCUAUUGAUGCUGAGUGGUGUGGGAGCUGCGGCCCAUCUUACAGCCCAUGGAGUGAAUCCGGUUAUCGUAGAUCAUCCCAUGGUGGGACAAGGAAUGGGUGAUAACCCAAUGAACCCGGUCUUGAUUCCUUCUCCUGAACCAGUAGAAGUGUCUCUUGUCCAAGCCGUUGGGAUCCCAAAGUUUGCUAGUUACAUUGAAGGUGGAAGUGGCUUAAGUCUCUCCAUUAGUUUGACUCGUGCCUUCUUCGACGGCGUUUCAAAUCUUCUCAAUAAGGAAAAACUCCCCAACCAAUCCAUCUCAAACAUUUUGAAAUCAUUGGAUCUUCGAUUGAACGUGACGACAAGAGCGGGUGUGAUUAUUCAGAAAGUGGCUGGACCUACCUCGAGAGGUCAUUUGGAGCUACGGAACAAGAAUCCAGAUGAUAACCCUUUAGUGACUUUCAACUACUACCAAGAGCCAGAGGAUUUGGAUAACUGUGUUAAAGGACUUAGUGCUAUUAUUAAGGUGAUAGAUUCAAAGGGAUACUCCAAAUACAAGUACCCUGGAGUGAAGGGGCGUGGACUAUUGAAUCUCAUUCUUGCCCUACCAAUUAAUCUGAGGCCAAGGCACAUAACUUCCACGUUCGAUUUGAAGCAGUAUUGUAUAGAUACGACAAUGACUAUUUAUCACUACCAUGGAGGUUGUCAAGUUGGAAAAGUGGUCGACAAUGAUUAUAAGGUGUUGGGGGUUGAUGCUUUGAGGGUCAUCGAUGCAUCCACGUUUCUCAAGUCUCCGGGGACUAAUCCUCAGGCCACGAUCAUGAUGCUCGGAAGGUAUAUGGGGCAGAAAAUUCUUCGAGAGAGGGCGGCUUAA
Messenger RNA from Microthlaspi erraticum, 1695 nucleotides. Lineage: Eukaryota; Viridiplantae; Streptophyta; Magnoliopsida; Brassicales; Brassicaceae. The record is from the annotation of a GenBank genome assembly.